Messenger RNA from Myripristis murdjan (pinecone soldierfish), 1576 nucleotides. Its product is annotated as E3 ubiquitin-protein ligase NHLRC1. The coding region runs from base 73 to 1308 and encodes 411 amino acids. The transcript has 2 exons. NCBI's taxonomy places the organism in Eukaryota, Metazoa, Chordata, Actinopteri, Holocentriformes, Holocentridae. Gene Ontology annotation, molecular function: protein binding; ubiquitin protein ligase activity. Gene Ontology annotation, biological process: proteasome-mediated ubiquitin-dependent protein catabolic process; protein polyubiquitination. The record is from RefSeq and is a predicted model, not a curated record.
GUCACAUGACCUGGGCCUACUAGCCUUGGUUGAACAGUCUCAGUGGGUGAGAACAUCCCGUUUCUCCCCCUCAUGGCUGAGAAUCCUGGUUCCCCAAGUCAUGGCAGCCUGAGCCCAGAGGGGAUUCUCAGAGAGAUCCAGGUCAACUUGCUGGAGUGUAAAGUCUGCUUUGAGAAGUUCAGCACUCGCCAGAGGGAGCGCAGACCGCAGAACCUUUCCUGUGGCCAUGUACUCUGUCUGGAAUGCAUCACAGCUCUGUCCCACCCUCUCCUGAGGAAGCUGGAGUGCCCGUUCUGUCGACAGCUGUGCAACACUGACAGCACCUCCCACUGCCAGGCUCUGACUGACCUCCAGGAGCUGCUGUUGUCCAGGACACCCAGAUCUCCUGUACCCCACAGGGCAAAGGGAGGCCUUGGCUUGGUUGGAGGUCCGAGCUGUGGGGCUCUGCAGCUCUGCACAGCUUUUGGUGGCUGGGGUACACUCAUCAACCCCACAGGCGUAGCUGUGUUUGGGUCAUCAGGGACAGUAGUGGUGGUGCAUGAUGGAGACAAGAGGGUGGUGGUCUUCAGUCCUCAGGGCAGGAAACUACACAGUUUCGGGCGGAGAGGACAAGCCCCAGGUGAGAUUUGUUACCCAGUGGAUGUGGCAGUGACUCCCAGUGGUCAUGUGGUGGUGACUGAUGCAGGAGACAACGCAGUGAAGGUUUUCACCUCCAGGGGGAACCAUGUUUUGACAACCAAGGAAUCCUUCCAGCUGCCAUGGGGUGUGGAUGUAAACAGCUGUGGGCACAUCCUGGUCUCAGACCUCCAGGCUGGCACACUGUCCCAGCUCACAGUGGACUAUACUCAAGGUGUGACUCUAGAGCACCAAACAGUUGUUCCUGACCUUCAGCAUCCCAAAGCAGUGUCCUGCUGCAAGGUGACAGGGCACACGGCGGUGGUGGAACAUCUUCAUGAUGACACACAACCACGUGGGAACCGCCACAACACGAGGCUGAGAGUGUUUGCAAAGGACUUCCAGCUCCUUUAUCAAACAGACAGUUUCAGUCUCACCCUGGGCUCCAGGGUCUGGCUGUGCAUGUCUGCUGUGACUUUUGACAAAGAGGGAGAUGUGAUUGUCACCGACUCCAACAAGGGGAUGAUUUGGAGUUUGGGGAAUCUGCAGAAUGGUCCAACCCUAACCCCCCUUAUAAGAGACCACCUGAUCCACCCAGUUGGGCUGGUGUCAGCUGUGAGCAACACACUCCUCAUUCUGGACAGUGGAGACCAUGCAGUGAAAAUGUAUUCGGCCAAAUCUGAUGCUGUUUAAUAGUGUGUGAAAGGACUGAAGUAUGUGAAAUCGAGCACCUCACGGGUUAAACGUUUGCAGAAAAUGAAAUUAGAUUAAUAUAAUUUAUUUGAAGUGAAUGCACAAAAUUGUAUUUUUUUUCUGUCAUGUGACACAGUUAAAUUGUGCAAAGCAUUUACACUUAAUGAUCAUGCAAAUAACCUUAAAUGUUCAAGUUAUUGUGCUAUUAUGUUUGAAAAUGUUGAAAAUCUUACAGCAUUUCUUCUUAUUUAUGUAAAAUAAAGGCUGU